Ostrea edulis (European flat oyster) is the source of this 2669-nucleotide messenger RNA. RefSeq lists its product as uncharacterized. Lineage: Eukaryota; Metazoa; Mollusca; Bivalvia; Ostreida; Ostreidae. The coding region runs from base 8 to 814 and encodes 268 amino acids. The record is from RefSeq and is a predicted model, not a curated record. The transcript is spliced from 2 exons.
CGCAGAAAUGAACUUUGAUGUUGACAAUAUCAAAGGAGACUUAAAGUCAGAGAAAACCAGUAAUGAAACAGACACAGAACAAACUAGUGCUGCCGCAGGAAUUUGCAUAGCUGAGGUAAACUUUGAUGUUCAAAACAUCGAAGGACCUUCUGCAUCAUCAGACUAUCUGCAGCCAAAUACAGACACAUACAACAAGGAGGAUAAAAUGUCGAUUGCUUUGUCUACUGGGCUAUGUAUCGCAGAUAUGAACUUUGACAUUGAAAAUACGGAACAUGUUUCUGAUUCAUCAGACUACCUAGAACCAACUGAAUUCGGUUUCAGAACGCAUAUUCUGCAAGGUGAGGAAUCGGACAAUAAGACAUACGAACAAUUGCAAAAUGUCACUGACACAAAGGUUUCCAUUCCAAACUUAGAAGGCUUGAAUGAAAACUCCAUGCAAGAUGAUGCCAAUGAUAAGAUUUGUUUUGCGGAUUUGCACAAUUUUCAAGAAAUUAUGACGGAAAUUGAAUCUGUGGAAAAAUCAGCAUCAUGGAUUCGAGAUUCCUCAGCCAACGAAUACGAGAAAUUGGGAAAGUCUACAGAGAUCGAUAUUGACGUUCCAGAGGAAGAUCAAACGACAGAGACACCAACACCGUUUACUGAUUUCGGACCCGAUGUUUGCUUCGCAGAACUGCUAAAUUUUGAGCAACUGCUGAUUGAAUCUGAGGCGGUGGAGCAGGCACCCUCAGACGAUUCACAUGGAAGUCAUUACGACGAAAUCAAGAUUAAUGUGGAGAUAAACCAUGGCGAUGGAUCUGACCGUAUCUCUAAAUGAUCACAGAUACCCAUAUCACACCUUAGUAUAAGGAGAACUACCUGAAGACUUGUUACAAAUGGCUUCACUUAAAGACUUGGUAUACAGAGAACCAGCUAAGACUUGAUAUGCAGAGAACCAUCUAAGACUUGGUAUGCAGAGAACCAGCUAAGACUUGGUAUACAGAGAACCAGCUAAGACUUGGUAUACAAAAAUAAACGUCAGCUUUGUAAAUAGGCUAAGUAAUUGAAUAUACAAAUAUAUCUUGUUUUAUGGAGAUUCUAUAUAAUUCUUUUUUUUUGAUAUUGUAUGUAUUGUAUUUUUGGUAGUCAAUGACACUUUACUGUGUACGUUUUAAUAUUGUAUGUCUUGUCUCUUUUGUAGUCAAUGACAUUUUACUGUGUACGUUUUAAGGAACCAGGUACUUAUACGCAUCAUCCAUGGUUCCUUUUUUUAACAAUUGAUGUUUUCGUUUACAAAAUGCCUUAUUUUGAUAACUGUUCGUUAUGUUCUCCCUUCAUUAUUGUCAUAGUAUGGAUUUUGAAUCACUAUGGAUGUCUAUCAAAACAUUAUAAGAUAAACUAAAAUAACUAAAGUCGUAUGGUAAUUUCAUUUUUAUAUGUACUCGUACAUUGAGUUUUCUCUGCCAAGAUCAGAAUGUUUGACUUUUUAGAGUAAAUACCCUUUUGAAGAAAUAAUUGUACAAUCAAUUUACCGAUAAAUAUAUAUUCCGUUUUUAGACUGUCCACAUACAAUGUUUACUUGAAUAUAUUGAUUUCAUUUCUGCUUGUUUAUAUGGAACUAUCGAUGCUUGAUUUAGUCUAAUACGGAUAUAUUGAAAUCCAGGGGACCGAACUGGGUUAUUCAUUAAAUCCAAAGUUCAAUAUAACUGAUUCUGAACCAUAGGAAUAUUGUUACUGGAGAGGAAAUUUUACUUCGAUAUCACUUGUAGUACAAUACAAGGGACUUCAACAUAAGUGAAGUAGACUGUAUUUAUAUUCUUGCCCACCAAUCAGAGUCAGUUCGGAAUAUCGUGAAGGGCAUUUGCGUCGUUGAUUUAGAUGAAUACCAUAUUGUUUUCAUAAUAGAAAGCGUUUACUCAAGCUGGGACAUAUUCGAACACUAGACAUAUUUACGUUCCCUAAGACCAUGAAUGUUAUAUCCACUGAUCUGAGAUAGCGUUUAUUAUUAUCAUACUGUCAUCGUCUUCAGGAUAUACGCUUAACAAUAUGAAAAAGACAUUGCUUUUGUGAACGUUUUAACCUGGUCUUUCUCUUGGAACCUUUAAAAUAACAACAUGAUCUACUGUAUUCCAUCAAUCUAACUCUUUAUUAUGUAUUGAUUAAAAGAAUUGUCCUAUCAACAUCACCUGUUUUAAUUAUCUACAUUUUGUAUAUGUGCUAUUUGUCUGUAUAAAGAUGUUGCUGACAUCUUUUUUAAAAGGAUGUCAGCCAUCAUGACGAUGCAUUUUUCCGACUUAAAAAAUGUUCCUUAGUACACAAGUUUUCCUACUCAACGAUUAAACGCUACCAUGCUAUGUCAAUUUAAUGUUUUCUACCCCAUGAUCCCUGUAUUAAAAAAAGUGUUUGGAGUUUUACGGAGGAAUUUAUAGGAAAUAUUAUUAAAAUGUUUCGUCUUAAGAACAAGAAAAAAAUGAUAAUCCAAACAUCGUUAUAAACGAUUAAUUCCAGAAUAUCCACAUCAUGUCACCUUAGAUCAAAGUGGGUUAAUAAUCAUCGAAAAUUCAUGUUUGAUAUGACAACAUCACAUCAGUAAUGUGGAUCAUGAAUGUAUCAAUAUAUAUUUGAAAUUUAUUAUUAUUAUUAUGGUACCAUUGCUAUAAAUAGUAUGUUAUUUUGCAAGCGUUUUAUUAUUA